AUGAGUUCAACGGAAUCAGAUUACGAUGGGGAAGAAGCACAUAGAGGAAGUCGCCCGAGUACAUCAAGGAGGAGUGAAAAAUACCCGACGCCGAAUCCGCCUCCGAGGCAUGCUUGGUUACGUCCGUGCAUGCAAGGUUAUGCCGGACGAAUCAAUCACUACAUCAAGGAUAAAACACUGAAGGAAGUGGAGACCUGUCUGACGCAUUACCGGCGUUUUGAACAAUUUAAGAUAGGUCCGUUUGGGCAUUUACUUAAGUUGAAGAGGCAGGAUAGUGCGAAUGCAGCACUGCACCAGCUUCUUGCACGGGAGUUGUAUGACGAAGCAUUCGGUCCGUGGGAGAAGUGGUUCCACGUUGGUGGACACGACAUUCGAUUCAGCGCACUGGAGUAUUGUCUGGUGACCGGGUUGUGCUUCGGGCCAUCACCGCAGCGUUUUGAUCCUAAUGUGGAUCACCGUGUUGGGAAGGAGAGUGUAUGGCACCGAGUUUUUAAAGGCAAGAAGGUGGAAGUGAAGGAUCUGCGCAAGCGGUUCGUUAGCCGCAGUAUGGGCAAUAUUGCCGAGGAUUAUUUGAAGGUGGCCAAUAUUCUCGUGGCAGGAAGAUCAGCAGUGGUCCGUCAAAAUCAGCAGUGGAUAGCUCGGGGACAUACGAGGCUCGUUGCAGGCGUGACACGGGAGAGAACGCCGAUAGCUUUUCUGGAUUUUUAUGAGACCCUUUUCAGAGAGUUCAGGUCGUUGCAUCCGGAUGAGCCAGAUUGGGACAACAUUCGGGAUCGACACGGAUACGAGGAGUGGGUGGUGCCCGAAAAGCUGAUCGCCAUGUUUCAUGGAACUGAUUCAGGCCAUACAUGGCCUUGGUUGGAAGCGAAAGAGAUUUUUGCUAUGUGCAAUCUCGAUAAGAGUCAUUGGUGUACUGUGGUUAUAUCUAUCUCCGCAUGGGAGGUGAGAGUGUAUGACUCACUGAUACAUGUGGAAGGUGCACGAAAGCGUCGAGAAAAUGCAAUGAAGCCAAUCACUCGCCUGAUGCCUAAAUUGCUGCACACUGUGGGUUAUUAUACACACAAUACCGUGAGGUAUGUUGCCGCUCCAGAUAGGCCUAUGAAAGUCGUCAUUAUGCCAAUCAGAGAGCAAUUCAUCCAAGAAGAUAGUGUAAGUUGUGGUGUGUUUGCAUGUGCUUAUCUGGAUCGUUUGAUUUGUGGCGCACCAACACGUGAGCAGCUGAGGACACCCGCACAGAUACAAAAGUUUCGACAAAUUAUAGCUAUUAGGAUAUGGGAGUUGUGUAUGGAUCCUCCCCCUAUUCAUUUCAGUUGAUGAACAUUUUUUUUGUGUUUAAAACGAAUGUCUGUUAAAAUACACUUGAUUU
Messenger RNA from Salvia miltiorrhiza (redroot sage), 1366 nucleotides. RefSeq lists its product as uncharacterized. The record is from RefSeq and is a predicted model, not a curated record. The transcript has 5 exons. Gene Ontology annotation, biological process: proteolysis. Lineage: Eukaryota; Viridiplantae; Streptophyta; Magnoliopsida; Lamiales; Lamiaceae. The coding region runs from base 1 to 1314 and encodes 437 amino acids. Gene Ontology annotation, molecular function: cysteine-type peptidase activity.